Molecule: messenger RNA, 972 nt
Organism: Mytilinidion resinicola
Lineage: Eukaryota; Fungi; Ascomycota; Dothideomycetes; Mytilinidiales; Mytilinidiaceae
Exons: 2
Coding region: 153-743 (196 amino acids)
Source: RefSeq, a predicted model, not a curated record
UUACACCUUCAUAUUAAAGAUCUUUAAACCUCAGGGGUAUUGUUCAAUUACUUUCGCCGAGCAUCUUCGCAACUGAACAAUCUUUGCUGACCCUUGUAUCUAGACCGAAUUAAUACCAGAUCUUCGACUUGUCACCCCAUCCCGUUGAAAAUAUGUCUGGCCAGUCUCAAUUGGAAAGCAGAUUACUUCUUGCGCCAUACGACAUCCGUCGUGCGAUCUAUGUUCACCUCAUUCCAGAUCGAGUCCAUGUGGUCCUUCGAGAAGGCAAGAUUCAUAUCUCAGCGUGCGUGCAACAAACCCCAGGAUUCGACUAUGAUGGCUUGGAGCGUCAAGUCCCCGGGGAUGAUCGAGAUGAACCUGUUUAUGCGCGUCGCUUACGAUCAUGGUGGGGUCCGCACUGGAAAUGCGAGGAGGUAGCGGCAAGCGUAGAACACAACUACGAGGCCGUUUUCCAUGUAUGCAAGAGAAUGUCCAUUGAUGUCUUUGACUUCAUGGCCGAAAUGACAGUCUUCAACAUCACCGACCUUGAUACUCUUAGCUACACGCUUCAGGAAGUUAACGCCUCUGCCUCUGAGCCGUCUCCUGCGUCCAUGCUCCUAGCCUGUCUCUUUCCAAGCAUUAGAAAAAUGGACAUUACAUUGAGGCUUCCUCUAUCAGUCUGCGAGGCACCGAAAUCCCCAGCUAUCGAAUCCAGCUCUGCAUCCCUGUCAGCAGAGGCACCGACCUCUAACGCGACGGCCUAGUCUGCUGCGUGGCUGCGACUAUGCCCAGCCAUCACCCAUCUGAAGGGCCUACGCAAUCUCGAGAUCUUGCUAGACCACGGCCAACCUUCGUCCUGGUCCAUCGCCAACGAGCGUGCUAUCCUCUCUCCCCUCACGCCACUCGCCACUUGUUCCCGAUUUGACUAUCUCCGUCAACCUCCCUAAACUACACCCCAAAUACGAAAGUCCGGAUCGUCACUUUACUGAGGAC